AUGGGAAAGGCAGCUCAGCACCUACUUGGCUUGACUGACCACCUGCACCGAACCUGGGCCAUAGAUGGGAAAGGCAGCUCAGCACCUACUUGGCUUGAUGGACCACCUGCACCGAACCUGGGCCAUAGACGGGGAAGGCAGCUCAGCACCUACUUGCAAUUACACUGUUUUAAAUUUUUUUCACGGAAUUUUACAUUUUUACAUGUAGGCCGUGCUUGGACAGUGAGUGUUGCUCUUCCAGGAUCAAUCUUAGAAAAUGCACAAUCACCAGAGCUGAGAACGUACCUUGCAGGCCAGAUUGCCAGAGCCAUGGUUGUGUUCUGUGUAGAUGAAAUCGUUAUCUUUGAUGAGUCAGGGAUGCCCUCAGAGAACACAGAUGGAAACUUUGAUGGCAUUGGCAAGAAAGGAAACCCCAAUGUGCAGCUGGCAAGAAUCUUGCAGUUCCUAGAGUGUCCACAGUAUUUGAGGAAGAACUUCUUUCCGAUGCAUAAUGACUUAAAGUUUGCAGGACUGCUCAACCCUCUAGACUGCCCCCAUCAUUUACGCAUCGAUGAAGCUUGUCCAUACAGAGAAGGUGUGGUCCUAGACCGGGCUGUGGGCCAAGGAAAGGGCUCAAUCGUUAAUGUGGGUCUUCUGAAGGAGGUACGGAUAGACAGACAGCUACAGCCAGGAUUGAGGGUUACUGUCGAGAUGGCAGAUACCGACCAUAUCAACUCAGAAAGAAAAACAUUACGAGGUACCGUGGUCUCACCUGCGGCACCCUGCACAGAGGCUGGCCUGUACUGGGGAUACUCUGUUAGGCUUGCAUCAGGCCUUGGGGCUGUAUUCUCUCAGAGUCCCUACAAAGAUGGGUAUGAUGUCACACUGGGAACGUCAGAGAGGGGCACAGAUGUAGACCAGUUACAGCUUUCUGCUUUCAGGCAUUUAUUGAUAGUCUUUGGUGGUCUCAAAGGCCUCGAGUACAGUCUGGAUGCAGAUGAACGACUUAAGAUCACAGACCCUAAGCUUUUGUUUGACCACUACAUCAACACCUGCCCCACCCAGGGGAGCAGAACAAUCAGAACAGAGGAGGCCAUUCUCAUCUCGCUAUCCUCUCUAAGGUCAAAGGUCAACCAAGUGGCAUCCCAUACCAAUCAAACUUGAGAAAUGUAUUGUCCCUGACCCACAAACUGAUACUCCCUGCAUUGUAAUGCAUUAAUAUCAGUGUGCAGGGUGUCAUUAAUAGUGUCAGGUGAUAUUUAGUUAACUGCAAUAUUGUCUACAAUAUCCACAUGAACUUAACUUUAGGGAGCAUGACCAUAGGGACCGUUUUGGGUUUGUAAUGUAUGGCUUUGAAAGUGUUUUUGGAAACAUUUUACUGAUUCUGCACCAGCCUUCCCUCUCAAUAGCAAGUGUUUAUAUAGAACGUCUCAAUUUAAUGCCUCCUUCAAUGGACCAUAAUCAUGUUGAGGCCAUCUUGAUUUUUCCCAUUCAAAUUAAUGCAACCAAAGCGAGGCUGGAAGGAAAAAUAGUUCGGUUCUUUUUUUACACAAAAAAACAUUAUUAUUCAUUACUGUUAUUGGAUACAGGAAACAUGACUAAAAUGGUGGCAGCAUGAUAAAGGUCUAUUGUUUUACAAUGUGAAAUCGUUGCCUUCUUUUCACAAAUACUGUAUCUUCCUAUAGUUAGAUGGGCAAAUUCAAUCUGUAUGUAAUGCUUACAGCAGCUACUGGUAAGAGUAAAAAAAAACACCUGAGUUAAACUUUUAAAAAGUUAAUAACCAUAGUCUUCAGAAAAAAAACAGGGAUAACUUUUAACACCAAAAAGAUGAGCUAAAUCUUUAGCAAAAGCAAAAUGAAGUUGUUAAUUGUUUGUUCAAUAAAAAAAUGUUCACUGUCAGUGGGUAAUAAGUAAUAAAUGCAAUCCAUUCACAUACUCUGGGUUUAAUAA
This is a messenger RNA of Patiria miniata (bat star), 1929 nucleotides long. RefSeq names its product putative methyltransferase C9orf114 homolog. NCBI's taxonomy places the organism in Eukaryota, Metazoa, Echinodermata, Asteroidea, Valvatida, Asterinidae. The transcript has 10 exons. The record is from RefSeq and is a predicted model, not a curated record. The coding region runs from base 1 to 1143 and encodes 380 amino acids.